ACUCUGCAAUUUUAAAGAAACCAAAGAUAUCAAAGUUACAACACAGCACCAUUAAUAAGUUUUUAGCAGCUCAUCCAAAAAGAGAGUGGAACUGAAUUCACCAUCUUUUCUCAUCUCAGACAGCAAACCAGAAGAAUGCCUCUCCACGACUUUAAGAUACUCAUCAACCUCGUGUUCCCGUACAUUAAACAAGACAAUCGAUCCAUACUGGAAUACCACCAUGUAAAUGCACUCACUCCCACUUAUGCAACCACCAGUACCCUGAAUCAACAACAUCAACCUUUACUGUGAUAAGUAAUCCAGUGAAUCAGUUAAGCAAAAGAUACUAAAAGUGUACUAAUUUCCAGCCAAAAUGAUAGGAAUGCGAGGCCUUCGAUUAAACAAGCCAUCCAAGUGUUGAAUCUUGAAGCACCAUUGCCUCAUCUUCCUAUUAAAAUGCCUGUUGCAACUUAUCAUGUCUCGUCUACUGGAACGUCGGUGAGCUCUGGUGGUGCCAUUGCAACGUUUUCAAGUGCUCAAGUUGGUCGUUGAGGAGAUCUAUGUCGUGUGUGUGUGUGUUAUAUUUUAGUGAUUUUGCGUCUGUGUAACCGAUAGUACUUGUUUCUGUUACUCUUUGCUUGUGAAAGAAGUUUCUACAAUUGAAGCUGACUAUUUACUAUUUCAAUCUCUAAAUGAAAUGUAUACUGACAAAAUUCAAGAACCAUGGAGUUGCCUGACUGAAAUGUCAUAUCAUAAGAGAAUAUCUAGUGUAAAUGUCAUACUAAUUUGAGUGUAAUUUAUCAAACAGAAAAUCGGUUGAACCGACUUCUCUAACUGAAAUUCUUCAGAUUGGUGAGUUUGGUGGCCAUUUGAUUUAAUUCUUUUGGAAAGAGAUACAUACACAUAACCUUUGUUGAGAGAGAAAUAGUUAUGGUAUUAGCGGGUUUAGUUCAACAACUAUCACAUUUUAAGUAACCCUUCAUGCUUACAUGCGAUUGUUUGUUUUUAUAGAAGACUAAAAUUUACCACUAAUUCACUUUUAGAUAACCAAAACAGUAGAAACGAGUAAGUAAAUUACCUAUCGAUAUUCGUAUGAUCAAUAAAAUAGAACAAAGUUUUCUUUUGCUUGUGGACUAUCAAUAUUCGAAUUGAUUAUUAUGGAAAAUUUAGAGAGAUAAUUACUAAAAAUAGGAUUUUUGGUUUCACUUGAGUUGUCUCACGGAAAGUUGGUUGAUUGCUAAUGCCUUUAGGUGAUAAAAGACUCAAUUCACGCCUAAUCAAUCUAUCUUGUAGUAAUCAAUUAGAAAUCAUCUGAAAUUUUUCUUUAUUAUUCGCAGUCUCAUUGGUACAAGUUUAGAGGUGGGGGUCUCAAACGUUGUCAGACAUGACACUAGUGGUUACAUUGAGAGAAAAAUGACAAUUUAUUCAAACCACCAGAGAUUAAAGCCAUCAUUACGAAUGAUAUCAUCAACUUUUAAAUCUUUUAAUUACAAGAGAUUAUAUAGUAGAAGCUUACUUUUCGUAUAGUGGCCCGAAUGAAAGUGAUGCUAUUUGUGAAUUAAAAAAGGAUCAUGGUUGCACAUUUAAAAAAUAAAUGAUCGAUGGCUUAACUUGUUAGUCAAAUUUGUCUGCCAUAUGUUUCCUUUCUUUAUGGCGCCAAGAAAUUCGAAGCAGAAAUAAUUCGACAGCACAUUCACCAUUUGUCAAUUUAAAACGAAGAUUUGCCAACUCCUAUUACUUGCAAAUACAUUACAUACACAACUCCUAGACCAUUUGCCAAUUCUAAUCUUUAAUUGUGCGUCAUUUAAAACCAUACCAGAAGGAAAAAAAAUGUGAAGCCGUCAUACCAAUUCUAGACCAUCAAAUCGAAAGUUCAACUAUUUAAAAACAUAUAAAUAUACUGAAAUGCAAGAAAAGUAAGUUUGCUAAGCAAGCAAACAAAACCAUAAAAAUGUGCAUAUUUCACAUGUGCUUUUUUAUUUCUUCGUCACAAAAUUAGCUAUAUGGGGGAGAAUAUAAUUUGAGUGAAAUGCAAUCUGAAUAAAAUAAAUAUUUAAGUUGAUCACAAGCAAAGGUGAUGUGUCUUAUUUAUUUAUUUGUCGAAAAUUCUCCAGAUAUUUCAUCCGUCGAGUCCGUUUUUAUAUAUAGUAAAUGCAUUAGUCAUGGCAUCAAUCUCUAAUCCUUUCUUCUUCCUCAAAACUAUUAAUUUAGGCACGUGAAAGAUUAAAAACCAACAAAACAGAACUUGAAUUGACUUGCAGUUGAAAGUAAAAAAAAAAGAAACAAAAGUUGAAUUGCGUAGGUGGAUUUGUAUAAAUAUAGCAGAGAUUCCAAAUCAUCUCCACUCAGCACAGCUGACUCUUACAACUUUCUGACUCUUCCAAGAAUAGCAUUUUAUCUCUCUCAGGAUAACAAACAAAACAAAACAAAACAAAAGUUUCUCAUAAAACCUCUCUGUUUUCUUGUUUCCUCAGAGAGAUGCAAUAUUUUUCUUUGAUUUAUUUCUUAUGCUUCUGGGAAUUUUUUUAACUUGAUGCCAAGGCUUCCUCUCUUAUUGGAGGGCAACACAGAGAAAGAAGAAGGUAAAUAAAAAACCAUUGGAGCUAUGGCUGUCGAAGAGACAGAGAAGAAGAAAGAAAGCAAAGAGGAACAAGAGAUAGAGCUUCACAGGAACGACUUAGGCCUCGAACGUUCAUCAUCAUCAGGUGUACUUGGCAUCACAAUAAUGAUGGAUCCAGACAUAGACAAUAGCAGCACUUAUUACAGUACUUGCAGCUCUUGCUCGCCUGACCAUGAAUCAUUAUCGUCUCCAUUUUCGAAUACUCCUAAUAAAAUCGUUUCGUCUUCCUACCAUGGUGGUCUUCAAUGGAACAAAAUGAUUGAAUCCAUCAAGAAGAAGUCCAUAAGAAGAUUCACUGUCAUUCCUCUCCUCGCAAGUUACGAAUUAACUCGUAAAAACUUGCGUCGCAAGCAACCAAAGUUCCCUUUCCCUCCCUCUGAGAAUGGCUUCCCCUGUGAACGUUUCUUUAUGCCUAAACCCUCGUGGCGAAACUUCACCUACGAAGAGCUCGCUGCAGCCACCGAUGAUUUCAAUCCAGAGAAUAUGAUUGGGAAGGGAGGACAUGCGGAGGUAUACAAAGGGGUGUUGCCUGAUGGUGAGACGGUGGCGAUCAAGAAACUUAUGAGUCACGCAAAGGAAGAAGAAGAUAGAGUGAGUGAUUUCCUCUCAGAGCUAGGUAUAAUCGCACAUGUAAACCAUCCAAACGCAGCUAGGCUACGCGGUUUCAGCAGUGAUCGUGGUUUGCAUUUUGUGCUUGAGUACGCUCCCCAUGGCAGCCUCUCUACAAAGCUCUUUGGAUCAGAGGAGUGUCUGGAGUGGAAGAUAAGGUAUAAAGUGGCUCUAGGUAUAGCUGAUGGUCUAAGUUAUCUUCACAAUGUUUGCCCUAGACGGAUCAUUCACCGUGACAUCAAAGCUUCUAACAUAUUACUCAGCCGAGAUUACGAUGCUCAGAUUUCGGAUUUUGGACUAGCAAAAUGGCUUCCAGAGAACUGGGAUCAUCAUGUUGUGUUUCCCAUCGAAGGAACAUUCGGGUAUAUGGCUCCAGAAUACUUCAUACAUGGCAUUGUUGAUGAGAAGAUCGAUGUGUUUGCCUUUGGUGUGUUGCUUCUAGAGAUCAUAACCAGUCGUAGGGCUGUUGAUACAGCCAGCAGACAAAGCAUCGUUGCAUGGGCAAAACCUUUUCUGGAGAAGAACAGCGUUGAGGACAUUGUGGAUCCUCGGCUAGGAAAUGAGUUUGAUCCAACAGAGAUGAAACGAUUGAUGCUAACAGCUUCAAUGUGUAUACAUCAUAUAGCCACAAUGCGACCUGACAUGACCCGGGUGGUGCAGCUGUUGCGUGGGGAAGACAGCACAGCUGAGCUAGAGCUGCAGCAGAAGCCAGGUGAAGGAGGGGCGGUGAUUGCGAACGCGUGCGAUCUACAGGAUCACACCUCCUCCUCAUACCUCAACGAACUCAUCCGACACAGGCAACUCCUGAUGGAGUGAGUUAGAAACAAUCAAAUUUAAUUCAAUCUCUAAUAACAAAUGUGUUUAUGCUCCCACUUUAGUCCCUUAUUCUCUUUGGCCUUUUCCUUAACUGAGUUUUUGCGUCUUUUUUUAAUUAUUAUCUCCAUUGGUUGCUUCUUUUAUUUCCUCAACCAAAACUGUGAAUAUCAUCAACAUGUGUCUCUCUAUGUUGUUCUACUUAACUUUGUUUAGUCUCAACCCCCAAGGAGUUGUUGAUUUGUUACAAUAGUCCAUUGCUAGUCUCUUAUCAGUCUACAGAAAGAGAGCGAGCCAAUUGGUCACACAUAGAGUUUACGUCUGAUACAAUAAUAACCCCAAAAGUUUUCGAUUCUUCAACUUUUAACCCCAUCUACUCCUGCCUAAACAACAAUUAAUGAAAGAAAAAAAACAAGAAGCAGAGACGCAAGUGAGAUUUUCCAUAUCCUUCUAGUCAGCUUUAUGAGUUAGCCAGAAUCAAGAAGUUGAACAUUAGCGCAGUGAGAAAGAAGAUGUAUCCCUUAAAAGACAUUAAAAAACUAAAAAAAAAAAACGGAC
Brassica rapa (field mustard) is the source of this 4579-nucleotide messenger RNA. Its product is annotated as receptor-like cytosolic serine/threonine-protein kinase RBK1. Gene Ontology annotation, biological process: protein phosphorylation. NCBI's taxonomy places the organism in Eukaryota, Viridiplantae, Streptophyta, Magnoliopsida, Brassicales, Brassicaceae. The record is from RefSeq and is a predicted model, not a curated record. Gene Ontology annotation, molecular function: ATP binding; protein kinase activity.